Prunus armeniaca (apricot) is the source of this 1482-nucleotide messenger RNA. The record is from the annotation of a GenBank genome assembly. NCBI's taxonomy places the organism in Eukaryota, Viridiplantae, Streptophyta, Magnoliopsida, Rosales, Rosaceae.
AUGCCUAAACUAUGGUGCUUUUUGUCCACAAUCACAUUCUUUCAACUAUGCACUUUCACCUUCUCCAGGCUUGAGCUGGUGCCAACACCACCAUUGCCAAUUCUGCCCCUUCCCUCAUAUGCCCAGCUGAAAUGGCAACAAAGGGAGCUCAUCAUGUUCCUCCAUUUUGGAGUGAACACAUUUACUGACUCUGAGUGGGGCACAGGCCAUGAAAACCCAGCAAUCUUCAAUCCAGUUGGGCUCAAUGCAAACCAAUGGCUGAGCACAGCAGCAGAUGCAGGCAUAUCAUUAGUCAUACUUACCGCAAAACACCAUGAUGGUUUUUGCUUGUGGCCUUCUAAGUACACUGACCACUCUGUGGAAAGAAGUCCAUGGAAAAAUGGUCAUGGGGAUGUUGUGCAGGAGCUUGUCAAUGCAGCCAAGCCCCUUGGGGUUGAUGUUGGGCUCUAUCUCUCACCUUGGGACAGGCAUGAUCAGAGAUAUGGGCAUGAGAUUGCAUACAACCAAUACUACUUAGCUCAAUUGCAAGAGCUACUCAACAGAUAUGGUAGUGUGAGAGAAAUUUGGUUUGAUGGAAGUAAGGGUAAGAAUGCACCAAACAUGUCCUAUUAUUUUACAGAUUGGUUCUCCAUGGUGAAGGAGUUGCAGAGCUCCAUUAACAUAUUUUCUGAUGAGGGUCCGGAUGUUAGAUGGGUUGGAAAUGAGAAAGGCUUUGCUAGGAGUACAUGUUGGUCCACCAUUAACCGGACCUCUCUAUCAAUCGGAAAUGCAAGCAUUGAAGAUUAUCUCAACAAUGGCGAUCCAAAAGGGACAGAUUGGUUGCCGGCAGAGUGCGACGUUUCGAUCAGACAAGGAUGGUUUUGGCAUAAAUCACAAACACCUAAGAGGCUAAGCCAGCUACUUGAAAUUUACUACAACUCAGUGGGACGAAAUUGUGUGCUGCUACUCAAUGUGCCUCCUAACUCAACCGGGCUUAUAUCAGAAGUAGAUGUUCAAAGACUGAGAGAAUUUAGAAGGGCAAUUGAUAAAAUAUUUUCUACCAAUUUAGCAGAGAAGUGUUCUGUCAAAGUUAGUAGCCAAAGAGGAGGCAAAGGAGGAGGCUUUGGACCUGAAAAUGUGCUAGACAGUGACCAUUUGUGGACGUACUGGGCUCCAAGGGAUGAUGACAAAGAGGGCCAUUGGAUUGAAAUCAGAGGUACAGGCACAGACGGAGGGCUGAGAUUCAAUGUGAUUAGGAUUCAAGAGGCAAUUGGGCUUGGUCAGAGGAUCAAAAGGCAUGACAUUUAUGUGGAUGGUAAGAGAGUAGCAAAUGGAACCACAGUGGGGUACAAGAGGCUUCACAGACUUGAAGAGGGAGUGAUCCAUGGAAAAAUUGUAAAAAUUAGAAUUGAAGAAUCAAAGGGAUUGCCUUUAAUUUCUUCCAUUGGUCUGCAUUUUGAUCCCUUUUGGCACCCAAAUCCAAAUGGGCAGCGACCUCAAUAA